GAUACGAUAUUAUCAAAAAAAGUUUGAAGAUAAAGAUUUAGAGCUGGUACAUAGGUGUAUAAUGAUAUAAUUUUGACUUUUAUAUAAAUUAAAAAUGGCGAAAUAUUUUGAUAUAAUUCUGGCUAUAUUUACCAUCUUUGCAGCUAGGCCAGCGUACAGUGACAGCACGACUGGUUGUGACGAUGGUUGGAUACCCUACAAUAAUAACUGUUAUAUGAUAAACACCUUAAAGAGUGUUUCACGGUCCGCUGCUGCCCAGGAGUGUAAUUACCAGGAUUCCUCCUUAGUGCGUAUAACAUCACAAGAUCAACUGACAUGGCUCCUACAGACGUUGGAGAAAUACCCAAGCAGUGGUUAUUGGACAGAUCUCAAUGAUAUACCUAAAGUUACAGCAAACAGGCUUGGUACAGGAGUCUGGAAAUGGGGGAUGUCUGAAUAUGCCAACAUGUCCCUUAUCCAAUGGAACCAAUCCCCUGCAAAUGAUGGUCAGUCUAAAUGCGGUGCUGUCAACAUACAAGGCAAAUUGGCAGAUUUAAAUUGUAAAGCCAAAGAAGGAUAUAUUUGUCAUUAUCAUUCUCCUAAUGGCGGCUGCGUUCUUGGAUGGUUACAAGGUGGCGAUGGAUCUUCCUGUUACUAUGUGGGCAAUACAUCUGACCCGUCAGCUCUGAAGACAUGGGACCAAGCAAAGGCUUUUUGCGAAGGCAUGGGCAAUGGUGCCCAGAACCCUAAAAUGUUUGAUAUUGAUGAUCAAAAUGAUGUGAAUUUUCUUAUUGGAGAACUACCUUACCUGUCGCAGACGACAAAAGUUCACUGGAUUGGUCUUAGUCAAAAUGCUGCUGGUUCCUGGGCAUGGUACACUGGUAAAAGCGUGGAUAAAACCCUUGCGAAAUGGCAGAAGGAGCCGGAUAACGUGGCUGGAAUAGAAAACUGUGGUGUGUUGAGGAUGACUGGAAAAUUCAGCGACAGAGAUUGUUCAUCUAACGCAAACUUCAUCUGCUAUAAACCGCAGUAUUAUUAUUCACCAACUGAUAAUAUUGGAUGUGGUCCCUGGAUUAGAGCAGGGAAAUUCUGUUACGGAUUUAUGGCUGGAAAACACAGGGACACCUGGCAAGGCGGAAGAAGUUAUUGUCAAUCGAUGGGAGGGGACCUUAUGAAAAUUGAUUCAUUUGACAAAAAGACAUGGUUAGAACAGCAAACGAUGGAUCCACAAAAUGAAAGAUUUUUCUGGAUAGGAUUAAAUGACCGUCAGAAUGAAGGAACCUACGUUUGGGCCGAUGGUACCCAAGUAAACCAAACAUAUAUAAAGUGGAACCAAGAGCCGAAUGACAACAAAGGGAAUGAGGACUGCGCACUGAUAUACACAACUGGACAAUACAAUGAUGUAACAUGCGACUAUCAUGUCGCCGCAAUAUGCGAACUUGAUAAUCAAGCUUCGUGCUUUGCUGGCUGGAAGUCAAACGGUGGAAAUUGUUACCUAUUCACUCCAUACAAAAACACAUCAUUACUCCUCAGCCAGAAGGAGGCUGCAGCCUACUGUGCAACAUUUGCCACGAAUGCAACAAAUGUUGGCACUCUGUUGUCAGUGGACAAUCAAGCUGAAAAGGCAUUCAUCCUUUCGCAAGUGAAGUCCAUGUCAGACAACGUUAAAGGCUGGUACACGUCUUUGAAUGACGUACAGACUGAAGGAUUCUGGGCAUUUAGUUCCGGUCCGUUGUUAGACCCGACUCUUGUAGACUGGAACGGCGAACCAAGUACAAUCAAGGGAGACAACUGCGGAAUGCUUAAUUAUGCUGCAACUAUACACGAACGUAACUGUAAUAAAAAACUCUCGUACAUAUGUGAGAGAUACGCUACCGGCUACAGUACAGGUGUCAAUCUCAGAGGAAAUGUAGUUUCAGCUUUUAUUCUUCUACUGUCAUCCAGGAUCUUUUAAUAGUUGAGAAUCAUAUGACCAUGUUGAAACAUACGUUUUCUACUAUUCUGUUCAGUAAGGAAUAUAUGUCUAGUUUACUUGAAAUGUGGCAGCAUCGAUUAAAGUUGAAUCCACUAUUCCGCUAGUAGAUAACAUCAAAUCUUAUAGAUAAUUAUUGCCUUGUUCACAAAUUAUAUAAUCAUAAACUCAAAUCUGACUUUUCAUCACGCUGAAAAUGCAUUCCUUCGGUGAAUAGACCUGCUGUAUGUUGUGAAACCAUUCAGUUAAAACAAUGAAUGAUGUCUUUUCAACGAACCAACCUUAACAAGAUAAGGAUUUACGCUACCUCGUUACACCCACUUCUGUCCAAGUCUUAACAUUGUCAUUCAUGUUUUUGACUAUAUAUGUCAUUGACAUUGUAUAUAAAAAUUGUAUGACAUAUACAUGUAUGUUAUGCAAAGAAAAAUAAACGGGGUUACCCAGCUGGGGCCUCAAAAAAAAAAAAACAAAAAAAAAAAAAACGUUGUCAUUCAUACUUCAAGUUAAUGCGAUUUUAACAUGUUCAGUAUCUACAGCUAUUUCAACGUAUGUAAAAACGGAUGUGCUGAAUUUAAGAGUUAUUACGUCAGCGAAAAUCCGGAGAUAUCGCAGCAGGCCACACAUAUCUAACAAUGGAAGAUUUUCAUUCUUUGUAUUUCCUUUCAUAAAAGUUGCCCCGAAUAAAAGUAAAGAUAAUGACCUGAUAUACAGAUUUCCUUAACUGCAUUUUAUAGCUAUUUUUGUUUCAAACGUCUGUUUUGUAGAAACAUCUUAAAAAUGUUGAAAAAAGUCAUUUUUAGCUAAAAUUUAUUUUUCUAAUAUCAUUAAGACGACGGGCACCUUCAGCUUCUUCCGAAAGAACGUAAAGAAAAUGAAAGUAAACAGACUAAACUCGAAAAUGAAAGUCGCAUUUGCAUUGUACUAUGGUCAAGAGUCAAGCGCUGGGGUCAUCCCCGCUAAAUGUAUGCGCGUAAACUUCAUUUUUGUUUUUACUAAUAGAGAUUCAGUUUUCAGCAGUUUCUAACAAUUUGAAAAUUCAUGAGCUUUAGCACGACAUGUCAGUUUUUCAUCUAUAAAAACAAUAGAACUUGGAAUAAACACAAUAGUUUCAAAAUAGAUUUCUUGAAAUAAGUGUUUAAUUGUACGGCAGCGUGAAAGGGCCAUCAGAAAUAAUGUUUCAUUACGUUACAGGCGCAGAAAGGAUAUCAAAUAUACUUUACAAGCGUUUAAAAGGUGUAUUGUUCUUUUGACACCCCAACAGUAUAUCAUUCAUACAUAACUACAUUCUGUUGUUUUUCAACUUGCUUUCCCGAUUUAUCCUAGAAUGGCUUUAAUGUAUGUCAUUUUUCGUUUGGUAUUAUUCUAAGGAGAACUCACGUUUCUUAUAUAUUGGUAGUAGCCGAUGACGGUUAUUACAGGUGGAUCAGUCCUAAAUCUGGGUCACAGGAAAGGUCAUUCUCCUAUGACACCCUAUGAAGGUCAAUACGUUUCCCGUGGUUUUGUAUGUAAAUUAGGUAAUAGUCCGCGCGCUUAUUUGUGGCGCUAAACGUCAUAGACCUAGUCUGAGUAGGCGCGCUCAACUCUUUCCCCGCGGUUCGAUUUCUAGAAUAAGUCAUAGAUGGCGCGCUUACCCGAAUAUCAAAUUAAGUCAUGUCAGCGCGCAUUUAAAGACUUAAUAAUUUCAAAACCCUAUGCUUAUAUGCAUUAUCAUAUAAUUCUUUUUUCCACAUACAUAUACGCAUAUUUUACAUUAAAUUGAUUUGUAAAUAAAACGAAGUAAGAAUC
Mercenaria mercenaria is the source of this 3736-nucleotide messenger RNA. RefSeq names its product macrophage mannose receptor 1-like. Gene Ontology annotation, molecular function: signaling receptor activity. Bases 95 to 1933 code for a protein of 612 amino acids. NCBI's taxonomy places the organism in Eukaryota, Metazoa, Mollusca, Bivalvia, Venerida, Veneridae. The transcript is spliced from 14 exons. The record is from RefSeq and is a predicted model, not a curated record.